CUGAUGCCCUGCGGCUUCCGGCUAUAACGAGCAAGCCCCGACGUUCCUCACCACAACGGCGACUCGAGUCUACCAGUAGAGGCAACCGCGCACGCGUUCUCCCGUGCACUGCACUUACCGCGACGCGGCUUUCUAGUAUUCAAGGCGAGCAGCAGCUGCAGCGCACGCCCAUCUCCACUGGUGCCCCCGCAUCGAGUAGUGCGACUCGUCGGGCGGAAGUAGAGGCUGACUCAACAUUUGAUGGCGUUUUCUUUCCCCUCCUCAGGUAGUUCGAAAAACCAGACGUCGCCACACCAUCGGUGCACGCUCGCCAGCAGACAAACUUCCGCGGACGAUGCGGGGCUGUGGGACGCACAGCAGGACGGCAGUCCAGCGGCUUCCGAC
This is a messenger RNA of Amoebophrya sp. A120, 384 nucleotides long. Lineage: Eukaryota; Dinophyceae; Syndiniales; Amoebophryaceae. The record is from the annotation of a GenBank genome assembly.